Molecule: messenger RNA, 2676 nt
Organism: Cuscuta campestris
Lineage: Eukaryota; Viridiplantae; Streptophyta; Magnoliopsida; Solanales; Convolvulaceae
Source: the annotation of a GenBank genome assembly
AUCUCCCCGCAUCGGUCAACGGGUCUCGAGAUGUGCUUUUACCGAAACACCCCUCCACCACUUCUGGUAUUAUUAUCCUUUUCCCCCUCUUGUUCCACCAUCACUGAUCUCCACCCAAUUUCAAAACUCACAGAGCAGAAGAAAUUGAAAUAUUUGGGCAAACAAAAAAGGAAAAAUCAGUUGAAAAAAAAAGAAAGCCCAAAUAUUUAUAUAUAUAAAUUAAAUUGAAGGGAAAAUGGAGCAUCCGUUCUUCAUGACGAACCCUAACCUGACGGAGGCGGCGCUGCGGUGGCUGAGCAUCGCCGAGAAGCUGCUGGCGAACCGCGAUUUGAUGGGGAGUAAGUCGUUUGCGACCCGGGCGCAAGAGUCCGACCCGACCCUGAUUCACGGCGGCCAAAUCCUGGCAAUCAUCGACACCCUCCUCGCCGGCGACAAGCUGAUAAACAACCAGCUCGAUUACUACGGCAUCCUCCAAGUCCCGCAUGACCAGACCCAUGACUCGGACCUGAUUGCGAAUCAGUACCAGAGACUCGGCGUCCUCCUUAACCCUCGGAAGAACAACUUUCCGUACGCCGAUCAAGCUUUCCGGCUUGUGACGGAUGCCUGGGCUGUACUCUCCGACCCCUUCAAGAAAAGCGUGUAUGAUAAGGAGCUAGGGUUCUUCAUAAACCUCAACCCUUACCCGGUUGCUUCCGCUCCUAACCCGAUUCCCCCUCCGCCACAGCAGCAGCAGAAUGCUUUUGCAGUAAUUGCAAACUCCGGCAGAGACCAUCAGCAGCAGAUGUUCUUCGCGAAUCGCGAGCAGCAUCAGCAGCAGCAGUUUACCCCCGGUCAACCGUUGACCUUUCUGAAUCGCGAGCAGGUUCAGCAACAACAGGUUCAUCAACAGCAGGUCCAAACAAUGUCCUUCUUGCAGCAGCCGUUUACAGGCAUGGAUCAGCAGCAAUCUCAGCCAAUCACAUUUCUCAGUCAGCAACAACAGCCUCAGGUAACCUCAGUCCCCAGCUUGAAUGUAGACCAAUUGCCUGCGGUGACUUCUAUGCCCAGUUCGACUAGAGAGCCACAACCAUUUACAUUUGGUCCAAGUUUAGGUCGAGCCCAACAACCACCACCACUACCACAAGUCCCUCCCACCGAGACCCCCACCGUGUAUCAACAAAGGAAUGAGCAAAAUGAGGGUCUUGGAGGAAAUAAUCAGUCUGAUGAGAAUAUGAGCCAGCCUAGAGAUAAGGAGAGUGAAGUAGACGAAGCAAAUGAUGUUGAUCCAAAGGAGGAUGAGCCAAAGAAUGACAUCCCCAGCUUCUGGACUGCCUGCCCAUAUUGUUACCACAUGUUUGAGUACCCUGAGGUUUAUGUUGAUUGUACUUUGAGGUGCCAAAAUUGCAGAAUGGCAUUCCAAGCCGUAGUGAUUUCGUCUCCACCCCCAAUUCUUGAUGGGAAAGAAGCUUAUUUUUGUUGUUGGGGCUUUUUACCCUUGGGGUUUUCCGUAUCAAUUUGGGAAAAGUAUCGGGAUCAGGCAACAUCUUGGACACCCUUUUCUCCCAUGUUUAGUACUCCUCAAACUGGUGGGGUGAAUGCAUAUCAUUCUGUUGGCAGGCAGGAGAAUGUUAAAAGCUAUAGGGAUCAGGGUUUUGGUGGAGUGAGGAGGUCAGCCCCAAAAGUUAUUGUUGAUGACGAUGUGUAUGUAGACUUAUUAUCAGAGUCUAGUGAUGAGUCAGAUGAUGAUUGGAAGAAAGGGUAUCAGUAUAAGAAGAAAAAUAAAACAAAGAGAGUGAAGGGAAAGGGGGGCAUGACAGGUACUCUGAAUAGAAAUGGUAUGAAACUGAAAUCUGAUCAUGGAAAGAAUGCCAAAGCUAAUAAGGCUGGGGAUAAUUCUCAAGGAGGUGUUACCAUGCAAAACGGGUCACGCAUGCCAGCGGAAAUGGUCAAGAAAGGCACGUUGAGCAGCACAAGGAGGCAGUCAGGGAACCCUGCCAAUGGGAAAUUGGAUUUGAAUGUGGAGUUCAGCAACGAGGGCGAGGAGCCUCCGCCGAUUAUAAAUGGACAAACAGGAAGGGGAGAGGAUGAUGUGAUUGAGGGGAAUGGGUUUUUUGAGGGUCUUGAUGAAUUCCUGAGCAGUCUUCCUAUUCUGAAUGCUGUUGGUGACGAAAAGGUUAAGGCUGCCUAGCAAAGUUAGACCUUUGCGCUUGUUGUAAUUGUAGCUCUCUAGUUUAGCUUUUGCCUUUUUUGUAUGUUGUAAAGAACAACGUAGAGCUACUUGGGUAAUGGCCUUAUGUUUUCUCCAUGGUUGCUCUACUCUAAGCUUUUGCAUUUUGUAUGUUUCUAGUAAGGAACAGUGUAGUAGAGCUACUUGGAUACCUUUCUUGAUGGUUUUCCUCCUUCAGGUUUUAUGUAGCAAAUAAGGUGGCAGUGAAUCUUCCUAAUUCUAUUGGAAGGAUCAGUUUGAUACUACUGUUUUCGUUACACACAAGCUGCAAAACAGAUAAAGCUAGUAGUUUGCAGUGGUUUUGUUUCUUACAAGGCCCAAACUGUUCUGGUUACUUAAAUUUCCAAUUUGCUUCUGUGACUAAAUGGAACUACAUUGCUUUCCUUCAUUUAUGCUUGCAGGAAUAUAUUGACCAGCCACUGAGUCCUGAAUAGCCAUCUUCUUUAGCUGUGCAAGUAAUUGAGAAAAAG